CCGGCCCCACAACGAUUAGAUUUUUUGCUUGGAUGUCGUUGCCCAAAAGGAUCAAUGCCAAGGUCAUUGUGGCGGGUCCGGCAGCCACCGGCAAGACCUGCUUGAUUGAAAGAUUCGUGAACAACGUCUUCGCUGCGGACGACGCCACCCACGGACCAACUUUGGGCUGCGACUGUUUGCAGAAGGCCGUCUUUAUCGACGACACUGAGGUGCACCUGUUCCUAUACGACACUGCAGGGCAAGAGCGAUUUGCAGAUAUGGCCGCCAGCUACUACCGCGUGGGGGAGGUGUGCUUGCUUUGCUUCGAUAUGUCUGAUGUGUCAACCUUUGACCGGACGCAGUUCUGGAAGAAGAAGGUUUCUGACCACAACCCGAAGUGCUUGUUCAUCUUGGUUGGCACCAAAGAGGAUCUGCUCUCAGAGGAGCAAAAGGCUUCAUUGGAACCUAUCUCUCGGUGGGCUGAGGAGGAAGGGAUUCCAUACUUCCCCACCAGCGCCCUGAGGGGUGGCGAGCACAUCAGGUUUCUUUUCCAUGUGGUCGCAGAGAAAUGCAUCAGGUUGAAGCGGGAGAAGCAGUUGUCCGACUCGGCGGGACUGAAACUGCAGAGCUCCAUCGGCCAGCCCAAGGCUGGUUGCUGCCAGUGAGCUGCACCAAGUUUGGGAACAUUCUUCAUCGCCAGGAAAA
Cladocopium goreaui is the source of this 684-nucleotide messenger RNA. NCBI's taxonomy places the organism in Eukaryota, Dinophyceae, Suessiales, Symbiodiniaceae. The record is from the annotation of a GenBank genome assembly.